AUGAUGUACCAAGUGAUAGUGUUGUUUAACGGUUAUUCGAAACAAUUAAAAGACGGCAAAUCAGAAGCUAAUUGCUCGUGUACCUUGAUAAAAGGUCAAGAGAUAAAUAUUAUUGUUGACACCAUGACUGCGUGGGACCGUGAUAAAAUUUUGACAGCACUAAGAAGUCAUAAUGUUAAACCUGAAGAAAUAAAUUAUGUUGUGUGUACUCAUAGUCAUGCUGAUCAUAUCGGUAAUAACAAUUUAUUUACACACGCUCAGCAACAUAUUGUAGGUUACUGUAUUCAUAGAGAAAAUUUAUUUGAUGAAUUACAAUUGAGUACCAAAGAAGCGGACAUCGCUGAUCCAGAAAUAUGGAAGUCGGUAGGCAAAAAAGAACUGGAGAAAAUCCAGGCUAAAAAUCGCCUGAUGAUUAUCAAGUCCGCUGAUUAUAUAGUACCUGGGCAUGGACCUAUGUUUAAAGUAACUGAAGACAUGAUAAGACAAUUAGAAUCACAG
Messenger RNA from Cotesia congregata, 498 nucleotides. The record is from the annotation of a GenBank genome assembly. Lineage: Eukaryota; Metazoa; Arthropoda; Insecta; Hymenoptera; Braconidae.